Molecule: messenger RNA, 5350 nt
Organism: Ostrea edulis (European flat oyster)
Lineage: Eukaryota; Metazoa; Mollusca; Bivalvia; Ostreida; Ostreidae
Product: acetylcholinesterase-like
Exons: 5
Coding region: 2613-4346 (577 amino acids)
Biological process (GO): choline metabolic process; acetylcholine catabolic process
Cellular component (GO): plasma membrane
Molecular function (GO): acetylcholinesterase activity
Source: RefSeq, a predicted model, not a curated record
GGAGUUGUGAGAUAGAUCACUGUUUGUUGUCUUCGCCUUUAUAGGAGUUGUGAGAUUGAUCACUGUUUGUUGUCUUCGCCUUUAUAGGAGUUGUGAGAUAGAUCACUGUUUGUUGUCUUCGCCUUUAUAGGAGUUAUGAGAUUAAUCACUGUUUGUUGUCUUCGCCUUUAUAGGAGUUGUGAGAUAGAUCACUGUUUGUUGUCUUCGCCUUUAUAGGAGUUGUGAGAUAGAUCACUGUUUGUUGUCUUCGCCUUUAUAGGAGUUGUGAGAUAGAUCACUGUUUGUUGUCUUCGCCUUUAUAGGAGUUGUGAGAUAGAUCACUGUUUGUUGUCUUCGCCUUUAUAGGAGUUGUGAGAUAGAUCACUGUUUGUUGUCUUCGCCUUUCAUCCAAUGACGAUGCGUCAUUCUAGUCCAAGGCAAAACAAGUGAAGCUAUACAGAAAGUAAUAAAACAAUACACAUAGGAUCAUUGAAUUGGAAUCUAUACUACACAUGGAUACUUGCAUAUUAAUUUGACAUAUUGUACUCUUUGAAAUUGAUUCUUUAAAAGAUUGUUUUAAAAAAAAUCUAUAGAAAACUUCGAACUUCUACUAUGUUCCUGCGACUCAUGUUUUUGAAUAAACACGGUCAAUUCUUCACAGUACGCAAAGAAAUUUUCACAUAAUUCAGACUUUUUGAUUCAGUACUAGUGGUUCUUGAAAAUAGUAUGUUUUAAAUAUCCCAUUCUCCUUUCUUAAUCAUCUUUCUUUAAAUGGUAGCGUGCCCAAUCAUUUGAUAUCAUUUGAAUUCCGUCCAUACAAUAAUGUCGUAUGCUGCGUUUGGCAAAAAUUGGAUCAAAAGUUAUUGAGGGAAAAAACCCUAUAACACAUGUAUAUUUAUUCAUUUAUUUAAUGUAACUAAGAAAUGAUUAUGUCUAUUUAUCAUAUUAAUUAGUAUAUCGACAGUUGUAUUUAAAGUGAGAACCCUGUAAGUUGAAAGAACUUGUGUUCAAACCGUUUGUAUAAUAUACACUUAUACAAUAAGAUAUGUUCAAAUCAAUCAAUCAGAUAAAAUAAAAUGAAAAUGUGGAAAGUUUACACAAUGCAGAUAGGCAAACGCGGAACACCUUUUGAAUGAAAAAGGGCACACCUCUCUCUCUCUCUCUCUCUCUCUCUCUCUCUCUCUCUCUCUCUCUCUCUCUCUCUCUUAUGAAAUCCAUCGGAAUCGACCUCUUGUGACUUUUAGUAAAAAACAUCUUAAUUUUACAAAUGUCGUUGUCAGAGCCUGUUUGACAUUACAAGGUAUACAGGAUAUUGCAUUGUGCAUGUACUUUAGGAAACUUUUGGCUCCUUUUGUUGAAUGAAAUCUGUAAAAUAGAUAUACACCAGUCUUCCGUUGCUUACAGUAACGUAAUGUAUAGUAGUGCCACAAAAGAUUGCAUACAGUCACUAUCAUGUCUGUUGGAAAGAGGCCAGCAAUAUUGGAAGAAUGAAGAAAGGGGAGAUAAACAAAUUUAAUAGUAUGAGCAUUGUGUAUUCUUAAACAAAUUGCAUUUUAUACACGAAGAAAAUAAAUAAAUGCACUGGAGGUUCCCUCAAAGAAAUAACAGGGUAGGUUUCGUGCGCUAACUGUUGGUUUGUGUAUAUUUUCUGUACAAGUUGUUUACGCAGAGAAACGUAAUAUUAGAUUCGUAUGCUUGUUUGAUCGGUCAGAGGGGGUGCCUCGCAUGAUACGGAAAGCAGACACGACCAAAUGUUCCGAAUUAUAUGUGUCAUAUUUGACGUACAGUUUUCUUGCAGAAGUUUUUCAUUGUUUUGCUUUCUCAUUUGUACAUGUAGAUAUGGUUGAUGGCUUAUGACUUUAAUUUUGCAUUCAUUCAUGAAGUACCAAAAAAAAAAAAAGAAAAGUGAAAUGAGACAUAAAAUCAGCAAUUAAUUUUUUUUAUGUAAUUGUAUCGCAAUGAAACCGGACGAUGAAGCCGCAAUAUACUUGCAUUUUCGAUCAUAUUAUCGACCUUCGAAAAAGUUUACUUUCCCAGUAAUAAAAAAAAAUUAAUCUAUGUAUGUAUAUUUCCCCGAAGCUUUUGCUUGGAAUCGAUACCAGCACAUAUACAUGCAUAUGACCUAACAAUCUUACUGUCAUUAUUGAACGCACAAUGCACGUAACGAGAAUAAAACCCAUGUCAACUUUUAUCUCAUUUUCUUAAUAAUUGAGUAUACAAGUAAAUGAAGUAUUUACAUUCGUUUUUAUCGACAGGGCCGCCAACAAUCCAAGAGGUCUGCACAAUGAUUCAACUGGCACAUAGAAGCUUCUGUGUUUCCGCGCAGCUGAUUAGCUAACUCGUGUUUGGGAGGUGAAACUCGCUCCCAUUGAUUCCACACUGAAAGAGAUCUUUAACGAUUUUUUAGCAAUAUAGAUUUAAUUACAAAAACCGGGACCGUAGCUAUUAGUAUAUGUAAUGGAUGUUAAAGAACUUUAAUAAUGUAUUUUAGAUGUGAAAAUUUUUGUUAUCAUUGUUAUCGCAUUUUGUAGGAUUUAAAAGAGUGUAUCGACUGAGUGGAUUAAGCGUACUAUGAAUUUUCGUAAAGGAAAUCAUUUUUGACAAAAGAGUGGUGCGAAUAUUGUGAUGACGUCAUGGAUGUUUGGGACCUGAUAUUCCUUAUUGUGUCCUUGUGUUGGUCAUAUGACGUUCUGUCGGCAACACAUCACGAGUUCACGGAGCCCGUACAAACAGAUAAAGGGAAAAUUGUGGGCAAAAAACUACAUGUAAAGGGAUUAAACUUAGACGCUUACUACGGCAUUCCAUUUGCCAAGCCUCCUGUUGGAAAGUAUCGCUUCAAACACCCCCAGCCCCCAGACCCAUGGACGAAUAUAAAGCAGACGGUAGAACUCCCUCCAGCGUGUAUGCAAGUGUUUGACACGACUUUUCAAAACUUCACGGGAGCUGAUAUGUGGAACCCAAACACCCCAAGGAGAGAGGACUGCUUAUACCUAAACGUGUGGGUACCCAGAACGACAGAAUCUAAAAAUAAAUCUGUGAUGGUGUGGAUUUACGGUGGUUCAUUCAGUUAUGGAUCUAUAUCUUUAGACGUUUAUAAUGGGAAAUAUCUAGCCGUAGAAAAUGAUGUCAUCGUUGUAUCUAUGCAAUAUAGAAUAGGAUCGCUGGGGUUCUUUGCUGGUUCCUCUCCAGAAGCGCCCGGAAACUGUGGAUUAUAUGACCAGCUUAUGGCACUUGAUUGGGUACAAAGAAACAUACAUAAUUUCGGAGGUUCCCCUAAUGACGUGACGCUGUUUGGUGAAAGUUCUGGAGCAGCGUCCAUUGGUUUACAUCUAUUAUCCCCCCUUAGUCGCUCCAAGUUUCAACGAGCUAUUUUACAGAGUGCAGGGCCAACAGCCCCCUGGGCAACCAUUACCCGCGAGAAAGCCAUAGGGAGGGGUAAAAUACUGGCCAGAAAAUUUAAUUGUGAAAGAAAUUCAGAAUUAGAAAUGCUGGAAUGUAUGAGAAAAAUCAACGGAUCAGAAUUUCCAGAGAAUGAUUUUGUCCUGGACGCUAAUGUCCUGCAGUUCCCGUUCGUUCCGAUAAUUGAUGGAGUAUUCUUGAUCGAACAUCCUGACAUUUCAUUCAAAAAUGGGAAUUUCAAGCGUUGUCCAAUUCUUCUUGGGGCAAACACAAAUGAAGGUUCCUAUUUCCUCGUAUAUAGUACUGAAGCAUUCAAUAAAUCCCACAGCAGCCCAAUAGAGCGCGACCAAUAUCAAAUAGAAAUGAAAAUACAGUUCAGGCACUUUCCACAACAUCCAACGGAAAUAAAUAAUUUCGUUUUAGACGCAAUAAAAUUUGAAUAUACGCCAUGGUCCGACCCUUAUGACCGUUUCCUUCUUCGGGACGGUGUGGAAGCGGCUGUUGGGGAUUUUAAUUUUGCAUGUUCCACGGUCGACCUCGCCCGGGAGUACGCUUUUGCUGGUCUGAAGGUGUAUUACUAUCUAUUCAACCAUCGCUCGUCAGUGAACCCGUGGGGCAAAUGGAUGGGGGUGAUGCAUGGGGACGAAAUCAUGUUCAUGUUUGGACAGCCACUGGACAAUAAUUUUGAAUACGAGACCAAAGAAAAGAGAUUGAGCAAGAAAAUAAUGAAAUAUUGGACCAACUUUGCCAAAACUGGAAAUCCAAAUAAAGAGCCCGGGGAAACUAGAGAUGUGGACGACUGGCCAAUUCACACUUACAAAGAACGAGAGUACAUCGUUUUAGACACCAAAUUCCACGAACACAACAAGAAACCGACUGUGGAAAAGGGAUAUAAAAUUAAACAAUGUGCAUUUUGGCGAGAAUAUGUUCCUACACUUAUGCAUACAACAGGGUCUCAGGAGAAGUAGAAUUUUAAACAAGAGGCCGGGGCGCGCCUGCACAGGCAUUAUCGGUCACAACAAAUAUGGAGGAAAACCCAGAACUGAGAACAUGAUUCAGUCAUUGAAGACAAUGGCACAGAAUGAAGACGAGAAGGAACAGAUAUUUCCUGAUCUCUGUGACAAGCAUGGUGAUACGCAGGACAUGUUCUGCAUGGAUUGUCAAGAGAAGAUAUGCCUGACCUGUGGACGGAGGGAUCACACCUUCCACAGCUGGAGCAGGACAGAGAAGAUUGUUAAAUGUCUGAGAUCCGAGCUUAAAGAACAACUUGAUGUAAUAAGACACAAACGAGUCCCUCUGUUGCAAGCGGAAAUACAGAAAAUCAAGUCUUUGAAAGAGCAAAAUGAGCAGCUCAUCACCGCAAGAGAAGGGGAAAUUCUAACGCACACUGCAGAUCUCGUAGAAAAUAUACACAGGAUUUCUGAUCAACUGGUUAACAUCUGCAGAACUUUUAAAGAAGAGAAUGACAGAAAGCUGGAUAUAAAAGAAAAAGAAAUAGAAACUUAUUUAACAUGGUUUGAAUCUGGCAUACACACAUUGGAAGGAACUGAAUACAGAAACAUAUCACAACUACUCCGGCUAAAAAGAGAAGUAUUCCAUGUUCCUGAUAUUGAGGAUACUGUCACUUUACAAAAGAAUGAGUUUCAGGGAAAAAGCCAUAAUGAAAACAGGUUGAAGUCCAUGAUUGGAGAAAUAUCUUUGACGUAUGACAAUAUUACAUUUACAAAAUUAUUUCAGUCAAAAAGUGGGGAAAAUAGCGUCAAGUGGAUCUCUCCUACAUCUGCCACUCAAGCUUGGUUGAGAGAAUUCCGAUCCUCAGAUAGCAGUCUCCUAGACAUCGGAAAUAGAAAUUCCCUGGCAACCUUUGUGUUCAAACCAUCUGCUCCAAUUCCCGAAGACUUUAUAACUCUGCGCAAUGGAAUGCAUAUUUAUACAUGUCAUGUCAACCAAAGCGUUAUGACAAUGUCACCAA